Ctenocephalides felis (cat flea) is the source of this 921-nucleotide messenger RNA. RefSeq names its product protein FAM166B-like. Lineage: Eukaryota; Metazoa; Arthropoda; Insecta; Siphonaptera; Pulicidae. The record is from RefSeq and is a predicted model, not a curated record. The coding region runs from base 189 to 878 and encodes 229 amino acids. The transcript has 7 exons.
GUAACAUCGAAUUGAUUGGAUAUCAUAUCCUUUUAAUUUCAUGUGAUAUUAUGUAGAAGUUUCUUGUGCAAUUCGGACUUGGACUUUUGAACGAGAUGUACAAGGAUAUAAUGUAAAUGUAUCUGCUUUUAUUUAUGAAAAGAGAAUUAAGGAUACUUUUACAUUGUUGAAAAAUUCUACAAGAAAAUAUGUUCGUCGACCUAACAACCCCAGAAAGGAAUGAUUUUUUGUCACAGACUUAUGGAAGCUUAAUUCCAGGUUAUACUGGCCAUUGUCCGACUUUGAAAUUCCGAUAUGGAAGAUGUUACGGCGCGAACACUAAGGACAUCAUCAAAGAUUUGGCGGUUAAAGGAGCAGUCAAUGCUGCUUAUAGAGAACCCGAGCCUAGCAGAAGAAUUCUAGGUCUGAGGUAUCCUGAAACAGAUGAUUCUGAACAUCGCUAUAGAGAUCCGGUGCCAAGUGCCACAAGGGGUAGAUACAUACAUGGAUAUACAGGAUAUGUCCCCGGUAUGAACUUCUCCUACGGCCGAUCCUAUUGUCCUCUCGCCGAAGAGAAUUACGCCAAGUUCUUGGCGCGGAUGACCCAGUCGAGGGUCACCUCGAACAUAGAGCCCGCCCUCAAGCUGACCGCGCGCCUGCACGAGGCCAAAACGCCCGUCAGGAGCAGAGACGGAGUCACCAAGGCGCUCAAGGACUACCAGGAGAAGCACAAAUACAGAGAAGAGCAUAUAUCUCCGGAGCACCCGCCCAUAGCAGGAUACACGGGUCAUCUGCCCCGUGUGAAGAGCGGCGGAGCCUCUUUGUCCCAAAGGUACCACAAUGCGGCCAAAACGGCUUUGCUUAUGUUGAGAGAGGAGAGGGAAUUAAGAGGCAGGUGACGCGAUUAGGAUUAGAAUAAAAUAUUACAUACAGGUAAAAAUA